GGCUCCACUCCUGGAAAUCAGCCUACCCCUCCUGGCCCUGCAGCCCGGAGACAGUGCAGCCUGCACCUCACUCUCGCAUCCGGGACUGCACUGGAUCUGUGAGCUCAGAACAAGGUGCCCGCCCAGCUGCAGCCAUGAGGAUACACAGCCUCACUCUGCUCUCCCUCCUCCUUCUGGCCACUCAGGUGCUCUUAGCAGAGGGAGAAAAAAAGGGAAAGAAUGGACAUCACAGGAAAGUGGUUGCAGAGCAAAAGGACACUCUGGGCAAUGCCCAGAAUGAGCAGAGAAGCAGGAUGUCCAAGCCCAUGACCAAAGGCAAGUUUGUCACCAAAGACCAGGCCAACUGCAGAUGGGCUGUGACUGAGCAGGAGGAGGGCAUCACUCUCAAGGUCGAAUGCACCCAAAUGGACCGUGAGUUCUCCUGUGUCUUUGCUGGCAAUCCAACCUCGUGCCUAAAGUUCCAGGAAAGGAGGGUCUAUUGGAAACAAGUUGCCCGGAAUCUGCGCUUACAGAAGGACAUCUGUGGACAAUCCAAGACUAUCCUGAAGACCAAGGUAUGCAGACAGAAGUUUCCAGAAUCCAAUCUCAAGCUGGUGAGCUCCACUCUGCUUGGGAACUUGAAGCCCAGGAAGGAGAAAGCAGAGUCCUCCCCUAGGGAGCAUAUCAAGGUCAAAGAGGACACCACCUCUAGACCACUGGGGACCCAGACCGUGGCCAAAAAAGCUCCUGAGUGUGUGGUGGACCCAGACGUGGCACAGCAGAGGAAGAAUGCCCUGGAGUUCUGUGGGGAGUCCUGGAGCUCCCUCUGCAUGUUCUUCCUCAGCAUGAUACAGGACACGUCAUGCUGAUGAGGUCAAAAGAGAACAGGUUCCAUUAGGAGAUAUCAUGUCAUAAGCCCCUCUGUAUGCUGUAAAGACCUCCAUGUUCCCCCCAAACACAUGAACUUUUGUACUAACAGAAUGCAAUGGAAUAUUUAAACAGAUUUUGUAAUUUUUAUCUUUGUGUUUCGGAAAUUGCUUUCUAUUCAUUUCCUUGGAUGUGAUUUUCAGAGGCUGUUUGCCUCAUCGUAUGUUUCCACGGCCCACACAGCUGUGGCGUGUGUGCAGAUGUGAGUAUGAGCAGUGAAGAUGUGUCUUUGAGUUGAUCAAACCAGAGUGAUGAUUCCAGGGCAAUGCACUUUCUGCCAAAUUGACAAACAUAAUAAAGCUCUGGGUGUUUUUAAA
Messenger RNA from Lemur catta (Ring-tailed lemur), 1223 nucleotides. RefSeq names its product fibroblast growth factor binding protein 1 (gene FGFBP1). Bases 135 to 848 code for a protein of 237 amino acids. Gene Ontology annotation, biological process: cell-cell signaling. The record is from RefSeq and is a predicted model, not a curated record. Lineage: Eukaryota; Metazoa; Chordata; Mammalia; Primates; Lemuridae. The transcript is spliced from 2 exons. Gene Ontology annotation, molecular function: growth factor binding.